Molecule: messenger RNA, 1291 nt
Organism: Sitophilus oryzae (rice weevil)
Lineage: Eukaryota; Metazoa; Arthropoda; Insecta; Coleoptera; Curculionidae
Product: putative nuclease HARBI1
Exons: 4
Coding region: 154-1275 (373 amino acids)
Source: RefSeq, a predicted model, not a curated record
AACUGGUUAAAUCUUAAGAUUAAAUUUAUUCAAAUUUAGUCAUUGAUUUUCUAAUACUAAUUAAUAUAAUAAUAACAUAGAGAAAAUAUUCCUCUGAUAUGUUAAUAAUUAUUGAUCAAAUUUGAUUUUGUGCAACAACCUUAAGCCUAUAAGAUGGAUAAAAAGAUGAAAAUUAAUAUUGCGUCAACUGCACUAUUAUUAUUGGAAAGUGACAGUGAUGAAGAAAUUUUAAUUAACAUUAAUCUUGUAAGAAAAAAGAGAAGGUUGGCAGUUGCUAAUUAUAUAACAAAUAUAGCAUUAAUAUAUAGUCCAGACGAUUUCAAGAGCCACUUUCGGUUACGUAGGGAAACAUUUGAGUUUCUUUUAAAUAUAUUAGCACCGUACCUUAAAACAAAAGGUAGAACUGGAGUAGGAAGACCUACGGAAACUCCAGAGAAACAAUUACUGGUUUCUUUAUGUAUGUUGGCAAACCAAGAAGUGUUUAGAAGUAUUUCUGAACGAUUUGAUAUUUCAAAAUCAACUGCCUGGUCUUAUGUUCACAAGGUAUGCUUUCUUCUGUCAAACCAUUCUGGUAAUUUUAUAAAGUGGCCUAGAGAAGCAGAAGCAAUUAAAACUAUGAGGGAAUUUAGGAGAAAGCAGGGUUUUAUGAAUGUUUUAGGAGCAAUAGACGGCACUGAUAUUCCGAUAUCUCCACCCUCUAGAGAGCAAAAUGUGUAUUGCAACAGGAAUAAGUAUCAUUCCAUAAUUCUUCAAGCCGUUUGCAACGCAAAUUAUAUUUUUACAGAUGUUUUUAUAGGUUAUCCUGGAAGCACACACGAUGCAAGGGUAUUCCGUAAUUCAGACUUAGGUCAAAUGAUAGAGGAAAAUCCAAAUAUGCUAUUUCCUGCUAAUAGCCAUAUUUUAAGAGAUUCGGCAUACAAAAAUACAAAUUAUGUUUUGACACCAUACCGUGAUAAUGGUCAUCUAACCCAAAUCCAAAAAAACUAUAAUUUUAAACAUUCAUCUACGAGAGUUUGUAUUGAACAGUCAUUUGGUUUGUUAAAAGGCCGCUUCAGAAUUUUAAAACAUGUAAAUAUAUAUAGAACAGAAUUGAUUCCACCACUAGUUUUAGCUUGCUGUGUACUUCACAACAUUUGCAUGCAAAAAAAUGAUAUGGUUGAGCCAAUAUAUGAUCCGGAUGAGCUACAAAUGGCUGAAGCUUACAGUGCAGGUAGAAUUGAUAAUACAGGUUUAGCUAAACGAAAUUAUAUUGCUAGUUUACUUAUUAAUGAAUAAAAUUUAUUUUUCUUUA